UUUUCACUUUUUCCCUCCCGGGUGCCCCCUCUCUACCCUCCCACUCCACACCACCCCGUUUGCCCGUGAGCCUGGGGAACUUGCAGCUUAAAGCCAGCCACCCCCACGGCAACAUGUACCCCAGCAACAAGAAGAAAAAGGUGUGGAGAGAGGAGAAAGAACGCUUACUGAAGAUGACCCUAGAGGAAAGACGCAAAGAAUACAUAAGGGACUAUGUUCCCCUGAGCAGUAUCCUGUCGUGGAAGGAGGAGGUGAAGGGCAAGAGCCAAAAUGAUGAAGAAAAUACUCAGGAAACAUCACAGGUGAAGAAAAAUUUGAGUGAUAAAGUUUCUCUCUACAGAGGCGACAUCACAUUGCUAGAGGUAGAUGCGAUAGUCAAUGCGGCAAAUGCCAGUCUCCUUGGAGGAGGAGGUGUGGAUGGCUGUAUUCACAGAGCAGCUGGCCCUUGUUUGCUUGCUGAAUGUCGUACCCUGAACGGCUGUGACACUGGACAUGCAAAAAUCACAUGUGGCUACGACCUGCCUGCAAAAUAUGUCAUCCACACGGUAGGGCCCAUAGCGAGGGGACAUAUUAACGGCUCCCAGAAGGAAGACCUUGCAAAUUGCUACAAGUCGUCCCUGAAACUGGCGAAAGAAAACAGCAUCCGAUCAGUUGCAUUUCCCUGCAUUUCAACCGGCAUUUAUGGGUUCCCGAACGAGCCCGCUGCAGUGAUUGCCCUCAGCACCAUUAAGGGGUGGCUGGCCAGGAAUCACCACGAGGUUGAUCGAAUCAUCUUCUGCGUCUUCUUAGAAGUGGACUUCAAAAUCUACAAGAAGAAAAUGAGCGAGUUUUUCCCUGUAGGUGAUAAUGAAGAUGUUGACAUGAAAGAAGAUUCAGGGGGGUUAGAGCCAAAAGGCCUGUCUCCACCCCACAAGAAGAGCAAAGCAAAGAAGCCAGAAUGUUCCAAAGACUCUAGUGAGGAUGAGAGCGGUCCGGAGGAAAAACAGAGCGCAGAAGAAAUGGAAGGGCAGAGCCAAGAAGCAGAUGGUGUCAGCGCUGCGACUGGGCACAGCCCUGCUUUAGAAGAGGCAGUUGAAGUCUGUAAAGAUGAAGAUUCUGCAAAAGAUGACAAUAUUACAAGAGACAGCGAAGUAACAGAACAUUCCGAGUGUGACCAAGAUCAUCCCAACGGAGGACAGAACAAUUCAAUGAAGGAUGAGAUACAAAUUGAGGCCGAGUCGCAGAGCUCGUACAUGGAAACAGAAGAGCUUUCGUCCAACCAAGAAGAUGCCACGACUGCGGAGCAACCAGAAGUGAUUCUGCUAACAGAUGACCAAGGAGAGAAAGAAAGUGGAAAAGAUUGCCAGUCUUUCCCUAAUGCUCAAGAAGAGGAAACGCCUAGAGUUUCUGUGAAAAGUGAAGGCUCCGGCAACACAGAAAACAUGACAAGUCCUGAUGUUGAAAUGAGUAGUCAGGUCGACAGUGUGAAUGACCCAACAGAGAGUCAGCAAGAAGAUUAACUAAUAGGGGCACAAGAUGCAGCAAAGGAACAAAGAAACAGAAGGAACUGCGGUCUCCGCAUCCAGCCUCCCGGCCCUGGGC
This is a messenger RNA of Miniopterus natalensis, 1581 nucleotides long. Lineage: Eukaryota; Metazoa; Chordata; Mammalia; Chiroptera; Miniopteridae. The record is from RefSeq and is a predicted model, not a curated record.